Messenger RNA from Antechinus flavipes (yellow-footed antechinus), 2871 nucleotides. RefSeq names its product L-amino-acid oxidase-like. The record is from RefSeq and is a predicted model, not a curated record. Gene Ontology annotation, biological process: amino acid catabolic process. The coding region runs from base 12 to 1676 and encodes 554 amino acids. NCBI's taxonomy places the organism in Eukaryota, Metazoa, Chordata, Mammalia, Dasyuromorphia, Dasyuridae. The transcript is spliced from 7 exons. Gene Ontology annotation, molecular function: L-amino-acid oxidase activity; polyamine oxidase activity.
CCUCUGGUGUCAUGGAGAUGUGGGGUGUCCUAACUUUGGCCUUCCUCUUGGCCAUCUCCAGUUGCCAUGGCUACUCUGACCUUCUUGCCAAGUGCUUCCAGGAUCCUGAGUAUGAAGCUAUUCUGAAAACAGCCUAUGAGGGGCUUGGGGCCUCUGCCUCUAAGAAGCAUGUCCUGGUGGUGGGUGCUGGAAUGUCUGGAUUGAUAGCAGCCAAGACCCUUCAGGAUGCUGGACACAAGGUGACAGUCUUAGAAGCUGGGAAGAAAAUUGGAGGAAGAGUAUCAACAUUCCGGAGCCCAGACAAUAAAUGGUACAUUGAACUUGGUGCCAUGAGAUUGCCAGCCAACCACAGGUUGGUCCGAUACUAUGUGAAGAAGCUUGGUCUGAAAUUGAAUACCUUUAUCCAGUCUAGUAACAACACCUGGUAUUAUCUUAAUGGCCGCCGGCAUAGAACUUCAGAUGUACAUGCCAACCCCAACAUCCUGGGCUAUCCUGUGGAAUCUGAGGAGUUAGGCAAGAUGCCUGAUAAACUCUUCAAAGAAGCAAUAGCUAAGGUGGUAGAAGAACUGAAGCAUAAUAGCUGUAAGCACCUGUUGACCAAGUAUGACACCUUUUCCACCAAGGCCUACCUGAUAAAGGAGGGAAAGCUGAGUAGUGGAGCUGUCCAGAUGAUUGGAGAUAUCAUGAAUGAAGAUGCAGGCUACUACAAAUCUUUCUUGGAGUCCCUGAGGAGUGACAAUAUCUUUUCUCAGCCAGAUGGGUUUGAUGAAAUCACUGGUGGUUUUGAUCAACUCCCAAAUGCCCUCUUCCAAACCUUAAAGCCUGGUACUGUCUUACUGGAGUCCACAGUGGAGAAGGUAAAGAAGAUUGGAUCUAAGAUCAAGAUUACCUACCGAAGACCCAAUUCAGAGCAGUCCACCAUCACAGGUGACUUUGCCAUCAUCUCUUCAUCAGCCAAGGCCACACGCCUCAUCCAAUUUGAACCACCACUCUCCCUGUCCAAGCAAGAUGCCCUCCGCUCCAUUCAUUAUAGCAGUGCCACCAAGGUUGCCCUGGCCUUCAAGGAACGCUUUUGGGAACGAGAUAACAUCAAAGGUGGGGCAACCAUCACAGACCUGCCCACUAGAUUUAUCUACUACCCCAGCCAUAAUUUCUCUGGCAACUUAAGUGUCCUUUUGGCUUCCUAUACUGUGGGUGAUGACUCCACCUUUUUCCUGGGCAUGAAAUAUAAUAAGUUGGUGGACCUGGUGCUGGAUGACUUGGCAACUAUUCAUCGGAUUUCUAAGAAAGAGCUUCAGGAUUUAUGUGAGACAUCUGUGGUGAAACGCUGGUCCCUAGACCCAUUAACCCUGGGUGCAUUUGCCGAGUUCACCCCUUACCAGUUUGUUGACUAUUCAAAAAGACUCUUUGAACCUGAGGGAAACAUUCAUUUUGCUGGUGAGCACACUUGUCUGCCCCAUGGCUGGAUCGACACAGCAAUCAAAUCUGGGAUCCGGGCAGCUCGGAGCAUACAGACAGCCAUUGAUGAUGCUGUUGACUAUGAUGAUGACUAUGAUGCUGAUCCUGACUAUGAUUCUAAGUAUAAUGCUGAUGUGAUUUUGAAUGAGGGAUCAUCUUUCUUUCAGGGAAUGAAAGAAAAGUCCCAAAAUGCCUGUUCUUCAAAGAGUGACCAUUGAGAGAUGGGAAGAUACAGGAGGUAGAAAUGAGAAGUGGGAAAAAGAUAAGAUAGGCUUCCAUUCGCAUAGCUUAGGGAUUGACAUACAAAAAAAAUAAAUUCAGUGAAACCAAUAUUUAUGGCAAUUUGUCCAUAAGUUUAUAGACAAUUGACUAUUAAAAUGGGCAAGAGAUCAAGUCUAAUCACACAAUCAAAAUAACCAAAAGGCUCCUUAGAGGCUGUCUAGCCUUAUCCAUACUUCAUCAAAAAGAUUUCUUUGUGUUUCUCUCAAGAGAAUCAAGGGUUUGAGCUCUCACUGCCGACCUCCAUAUACUGGGUUUUAGGACAGGGCAGAGCAAAAGCUUGACUUUCUUGCAUAAUUCAGGAAUAAAGGAGCUGGGUGGAGAGAAUAGGUAGCUCAGCAAGACCUCUCCCAGUGAUCUUGAAAGCACAUUUGAAAUCUAGCUAUUCCAAGAGGCCCACAGUUAAGGGCAAACAUUUUUCCUAGGACCUAUUCUAUCUAACAGAUGUAUCAAUUGUAACCUGGCCAACCCCCCUGAAGGCCUCCAGAUAGUUUUGGUAGCCUCAGGGAAGAGAGAGACAAGGGUAUGCAAUUAUAACAGUUCUUUGGCACAGGGAACAAGAAGCAUGGGAUCUAAAGCUAUCUGGCCAUUCAAUUCUCCUUUCCAGUAGAAAAAAAUUCUCAUUGAACAAUAGGAUAUAAUAAAUCAGCAAUAUAAUUUCUGGGGGCUGAAUAAAUCAUAUUUCAUGCAUUUAUGUGCACCAUUAUUUUUUCAAAUGUAUAUGCUUAUAGAUAUGAUCAAUAAAAUAUGAACUUGUCACUUAUGUCAAUCAACCAACAAGCAUUUAUCAUCUGCUAUGGUACCAAGUACCAUAUUGUGCAUGUAGGGCGAGGUGGGGUGAUAUAAGGACAAAAAUGAAACCAUUUCUUUAAAUAAAUAAUGUUUUAACAGGGAAAGCAUAUAUACAUAUAAAUACAAAAUGCUUUGUUGUAGUUCCUUAUUCUGUAAGAUAACCAAAACAACAUCAUUAUAUUAAAGUCAAGUUAUAGUAUAUCUGAUUGUGACUUAUCAGAAAAAUAAGAACUUGGAAUGCUUUUCCACAGUUACUACUUCAUAUAAUAUUUGGAGUGAAUUCUCUAACUUUGUGCAUCUCGUGCUUCUUUUGAACUAAUAAAACUAUUUUGAUGUAGCAAA